This is a messenger RNA of Sceloporus undulatus (fence lizard), 1825 nucleotides long. RefSeq names its product ornithine aminotransferase (gene OAT). Lineage: Eukaryota; Metazoa; Chordata; Lepidosauria; Squamata; Phrynosomatidae. Bases 154 to 1473 code for a protein of 439 amino acids. Gene Ontology annotation, molecular function: L-ornithine transaminase activity; identical protein binding; pyridoxal phosphate binding. Gene Ontology annotation, cellular component: cytoplasm. The record is from RefSeq and is a predicted model, not a curated record. The transcript is spliced from 10 exons.
CGGGCCAAUGGGGUGGGUUUGUGACGUGGCCGCCCGGGCGAGGCGUGAGAGGCUGUGCGGAGACGCUGCGCUGCCUUUUUAGCGGAGCGCCGGCGGCGGAGGAAGAGGUCGAGAAGGAGGUCGGCGCUGGCAGAACUGCACCAAACUGUAAUCAUGUUUUCCAAGCUGGCCUACCCCCAAUCACUUGCUGUUCUCCGUCGUGGUGUUCAUGCUUCUGUGAGUUCAGCCACAUCGAUUGCAACUAAGAAAACGGUCCAGGGCUGUUCGUCACCUGAAUAUAUAUAUGAACGAGAGGCCAAGUAUGGUGCACAUAACUACCACCCACUCCCAGUUGCACUUGAAAAAGGGAAAGGUGUUUAUGUGUGGGAUGUAGAAGGCAAAAGAUAUUUUGACUUCUUAAGUGCUUAUAGUGCUGUCAAUCAAGGGCACUGUCAUCCAAAGAUUGUAGCUGCUCUAAAAUCCCAGAGUGAAAAACUUACCCUUACCUCAAGAGCAUUUUACAAUGAUGUACUUGGUGAAUAUGAAGAGUAUGUCACUAAAAUGUUCAAGUAUAACAAAGUACUUCCAGUGAACACAGGUGUGGAGGCUGGAGAAACAGCUUGUAAGCUGGCUCGUAAGUGGGCGUACACAGUGAAAGGAAUUCCAAAAUACAAAGCAAAGAUCAUUUUUGCAGCUGGCAACUUCUGGGGAAGAACACUCUCUGCUAUCUCAAGUUCUACAGACCCUUCAAGCUACGAUGGGUUUGGACCAUUUAUGCCAGGUUUUGAAGUUAUUCCAUACAAUGAUCUGCCAGGUCUUGAGCGUGCCCUUCAAGAUCCAAAUGUAGCAGCUUUCAUGGUGGAACCCAUUCAGGGUGAAGCUGGUGUGAUUGUUCCUGAUAAGGGUUAUUUAACAGGUGUGCGAGAGCUUUGCACAAAGCACAAUGUUCUCUUUAUUGCGGAUGAAAUUCAGACUGGGUUAGCUAGGACUGGGAAAAUGCUGGCUGUUGACCAUGAAAACGUUAGGCCAGAUCUCAUCUUACUUGGAAAGGCCUUGUCUGGAGGUGUCUAUCCUGUCUCAGCAGUGUUAUGUGAUGAUGAAAUUAUGCUCACUAUAAAACCUGGUGAACAUGGUUCAACAUAUGGUGGGAACCCACUGGCUUGUCGAGUGGCCAUGGCAGCACUUGAGGUAAUUGAAGAAGAGGAGCUGGAAAACAAUGCAGAAACCAUGGGCAAUAUAUUGAGGAAUGAGCUUAUGAAGACGCCAUCAGAUAUUGUGACUUGUGUUAGAGGAAAAGGAUUAUUAAAUGCCAUUGUUAUUCGGGAAACUAAAGAUUAUGAUGCCUGGAAAGUGUGUCUGCGACUCCGUGACAAUGGACUCCUGGCCAAGCCAACACAUGGGGAUAUCAUCCGCUUGGCUCCCCCUCUAGUGAUCAAGGAGGAUGAAAUCAGAGAAUGUAUUGAAAUUAUCCACAAAACUAUUUUGUCUUUUUGAAGGUGCACUGUUCAAAGUGUGCAUGCAAGCUGAUUCCCAGCCCAACUCUAAAAAACAAUGUUCUGGAGCCAUCUCUUCUCCUCCCUUUCUAGGUUUGAUAUUUUUUCAUCCUGCUGGGUGUGAAAACUCAAGUCUUCUGAUACAAAUAAUUUCACCUUUUUUUAUUAUGGACCUGACAAAAGCAAAUGACUAAAUUGGUUUUUGACUGUAUUGUCUCUUUGGAAAAUUUGUUAAGUUUCAUCCAAUUAUGUUUAUGAAUGUCUCCUUACAUUUCAUUGAAAGUAUAAAUUAUAUAAAUCUAAUGUACCAAAUAUUACAAUCUUAAAGCUAUUAAAAUACCUUUUACCACUUA